UUUGCUUUUGGCUCUUUCUCAAUGACAGUGUCACAUUUUCCACGCAUGCCACCGGUCUAGCUGCCUGAGGUUGGUCACCGUUGCCAUCCAAGUACUUAACAAAUCAGCAGUCUCCAAGGGUUUGGAUGCGGAUUCCCAAAUACCCCCAACCAACUUAGGUCAACUCUUUUGCCAAACGACGCCCCAUCACAGUGACUGUCCCAUCCAAUCAGCGGGCAUCGAAGAUGGCUGCGAGACCCGAUUUGCAGGCGAUGUUAAUUAUGGCUCUGAAUGGCUUGGCCUAUGCCAUGGUGGACGUUUCGCAAACUUUCCUCGUCGAGCAAGCACUCUGUCGCCAGUUCUAUGCCAGCUCGGACCCUGACGUGAUUCUCCCAGAUGGCAGUGUCCCCGAAUCCAGGUGUAAAAUAAAACCUGUGCAGUCCGAGGUGGCGGUGUUAUCAGGGUUACUGACUUGGUCCAUCUUGAUGGUUGGAUUUCUGAUUACUCCCUUAUGGACCAGGCUGGCGUCAAGUAUUGGGAAGCGGACUGUGCUCUUGAUUAACGCGGUCGGCCUCGUUCUCGCAACCUUGGCAUAUUCAUCGGUUUUUUACUUUUACAAUCUGUUCAACGUGCAUAUGGUUCUAGGCCUGUGCGUCUUUACUACCGUGGGAGGGGGAAUCCCGGUCCGAGAAAUCAUGCUGAGCAUGUAUAUUGCAGAGAAUGUACCGGAUGAUCGACUGAGCGAUGCGUUUUACACCUUAACGGCCCUUCUGAUUGGGAUGGGCUCACUGGGAUCCUUCCUGGGCUCUUUGAUUCUCCGUGUCGAUGUCUGGCAGCUUUGCGCCACAGCCACCGGUAUCUAUGCGGUGACCAUCCCGGCCGUUUGGUUUCUGCCGCAAAGCUCCCCUUCCCAGGCAAUAGAACAACAGCCCGAGCUGGCGGACCACUCUACUUCGUCCUCCUUCCUAUUGUCUGCGUCCAAGACUCACAGCCCGGAACAUGAAGGCGUCGUCCAGCAAUGUAGACUCUGGUGUGGAUCCAUUCGGCGGGUCCUCACGGUCGAACUCCCCCAAUCGUUGAUGCUCUUUGUGGACGCUGUACGGGAACCCCUCACCCGGCGGGUCAUGGCCAUCUGUUUCAGCAGUACGAUGGCCAUGACCGUCCACAACACCUUCCAGCAGUGGGCCUCUAGCAACUUCCAUUGGAAGCUGGCGAGUGUCAACACAUUGUGGUCCAUGGGCCAGGUAGUCUCUGCCGCGGUUCUCCUCGCAUUACCCCUCUUGUCGCAUGGGAUUCUGAGGCCAUUACUGGGCACCAAACGGCGGGUGGACCUUUGGGUUGCCUUGAUCAGCAUCAUCUUCAGCGCGGUGGGAUGCCUCGUCUUGUCCGUGUCGCCCUCCAUCCUCGUGUACGGCUUUGGUUUGGUGGUGUAUUCUUUGGGUAUAGGCCUCAACGACUCUUUGCGAUCUCUUGCCACCAGCGCCUUGCAGGAUACCGAAGCGGUGCAGCGCCUCUAUAUGGGGAUUCGAACAGUCCAGUCCCUGGGAGCCAUGAUCGGCAUCCCAUUGUGGUCAUCUCUUCUGUCCCUCAUUUUGCGAAGUGAUGGGGCGCUUCCGAAGGGCCUCACCUUUUUCGGAGCAAGUUCGCUCUACUUUCUGUCCUUGUAUUGGGGUUUCUCAUUGCAACGAUUUAUGCGAAAUGUCUAUGUGUCCCACCCAGCCAUAUGAAUCCGCCUCCGAUUUUUCUGGACUUCACAUAUGGCUUGAUGACUGCCCCAUGAUAUUGUUCCCUUUAUUUCCGCGCUUAUUCAACCUUCUCCAUUUCCUUCUAAUAGUCACUAUGGGAGUAAGGCUCUCCCUUCACGUACAUCAACCCACGUUGAUCUCUCUUCGGGCGCGCAAUACUGGCUAAUGUGGCUGAGGUAAAUGAUGGCGAUUGUUUACGUUUAUUCUAGCCUACCUCCUACAGCACACUACAUAUAGAAUAUUAGAGAUUAGAUAUAGGACCCUCUGCCACUC
Aspergillus pseudotamarii is the source of this 1997-nucleotide messenger RNA. RefSeq names its product major facilitator superfamily domain-containing protein. Gene Ontology annotation, molecular function: transmembrane transporter activity. The record is from RefSeq and is a predicted model, not a curated record. Gene Ontology annotation, biological process: transmembrane transport. NCBI's taxonomy places the organism in Eukaryota, Fungi, Ascomycota, Eurotiomycetes, Eurotiales, Aspergillaceae. Gene Ontology annotation, cellular component: membrane. The coding region runs from base 225 to 1706 and encodes 493 amino acids. The transcript has 4 exons.